AUGCAAAGUGUCACACCUCCACCAACUCAGCAAGGGAAACCUGAUCCAACAAAUUCUGACAUGAUGAUGAAACGAUUUCAAGAGGAUAUGGUUGGCAUUCUUGAUGGAAGAAGUCGUGCACAUUUUGAUGAUUUAGCUAACUAUUUCCAUUCAAAAAUUCGAAUAUGUACUUGUUUUGAGCCUGGCCGAAGCUUAUCCGUUCCAGAGUUUCAACAUGUAUUGACAUUUAUCUCUGGUUACUAUCAACAUUUAACUGAAGUUAGAUCGGACAGAUGGACAGAUCAUCCAAACUAUAUAAAUGGAAUUUUUACGUAUACAGCAAUGGGUUCAGACAGGAAAAACUCAGAUGGGAAGUGGACCUACGAAGCUUCAAUGGAUUGGAAUCAGAAUAAAUUUUUGAUUGAAUACAUUUGGUUUCCUUACAAUUGUUCUGUAUUUCCUGUAAAAGAUCCAUCAGAGCCGUUGGAGGAUGUUGAUAACUAUUUAGAACGAGUUCGAACAAAAUUAUCAAGCGGAUUAUUCUUACCUGAUGGAGUUGAUCAAACUUUGCAAAACUUUGAAGAAUUUGGGGAUUGGAUAACAGAUGAUGCGAUUAUUGUAGUUUGUGAUGAACAAAAAAUGGAUAAAAAUGAGUUUAUAAAAUAUAUGAGUACUAGAUAUCAUCAUAUUCGAAAAUAUUCGAACAAUCAAUUUGAUCAUGUAAAAAAUAAUCAAGAUUUUGAAAUAACUUUCUCUACGACUUGGACAGCAGACAAUACUACACAAUUCCGGGACACAUAUAUUUUCCGGGUUAAAAAGGCAGAAGAUUAUUUCCCGGAAAAUGAUCGUUUGUACCUUCUAUGGAAAAUUUACUGGGUUACAAAGAGAUGCACUGUAGAUGUGACACAGUACCCUGCAGUUCUAGAUGGAUCUGUCAUACUGGGAGAAGUGAAUAAAAGAUUUUGUGGAAUGAUUGAUGGUGAAAAUUGGGAUGUGUAUCAAUCAUUCUUGGACCUAUUUGAUCCAAAUGAUACUAAAUGGGGCUCUUGUGUUGGAAAAAGAGAGCAGAAAUAUGAUAAAAUCCGUGAAUACAUGAAUAAAGUGGUUGCAAGGUAUGCAAAAUGUGUAGUCUCUGAAGUUAGAAUUCGUAACCUCGUGCAUGCUGAUUUCUCAACAACGUUUCUUCUCAGUCGAGCAAAUGAAAUUCAGGAGCAAGAGGAGUUGGAUGUGGGAUUUGUUGGAUACAAGAAUAAAAAUGGACAUUGGAAAAUUAAUCGAAUGUAUUUUGAAUGUGAAGAGAGCAAAAAGAGAAAGUUUAUGGAUAAUCUUUUAAAUGUUCGUCUUAAAUGUUGA
Molecule: messenger RNA, 1332 nt
Organism: Caenorhabditis elegans
Lineage: Eukaryota; Metazoa; Nematoda; Chromadorea; Rhabditida; Rhabditidae
Exons: 7
Coding region: 1-1332 (443 amino acids)
Source: RefSeq, marked reviewed